Sorex araneus (European shrew) is the source of this 897-nucleotide messenger RNA. RefSeq names its product transmembrane and coiled-coil domain-containing protein 5B-like. NCBI's taxonomy places the organism in Eukaryota, Metazoa, Chordata, Mammalia, Eulipotyphla, Soricidae. The record is from RefSeq and is a predicted model, not a curated record.
AUGGAAGAGCUAGUACAAGACCCAGUGAAUGUUAGGUAUGAGACAACCAAAAUUCCAAAAUUAGGAACCAUAAAACAGAACCUUGACUCUUAUAAUUCACACCUGGAAAAGGAUCUACUGAGAUUACAUGAGGAGAAUCAGGUUCUUCUCAUAAAAAUUCAAGAGAAAGAAAAAACUGUUCAAAGUCUGGCAGAGGUGAUCACCCUAACAGCAGGACAGGCCCAGGACAGAGAGAAGCUGAGCUACAGCAUUUCUGAGAAGGAGAGAGGCCUGAGAGUAGGAACUGGAGGCAGCAAAGCUGAUAGGGGGGCAUCCAGGAAGGGACUCUGGGGCGCAUUUGCUGCCUCCAGUUCCUACUGGGAAACUGCAAAGUCGACAGCAGUCGGCAGCAAGCAAGACAAAGAUUUGGACAAGGUCGAGACAUUGUCUUCUCCGCUGAGGGACUGUCCAGAGUCUAAAAGUGCUGGAGGAGACGGCAGUUGGGAUAGAGAUGGGAACACUAAGUCAGUGACGAAAUACCAGGAAAUACUGAAAAAGAUGGAAAAGGAAAAUGAGGUGCUGAUUCUUGAGAAAGAAGUAUUCAGAGCCCAAAACAAUUCCUCCCAAAUAAGAAAACUUGGGUCAGUUCUGGUGGGGGCCAUUCAGAGCAAGAGGGAGCAGACAUCCACUAAGAAAGAGAAGAGAACCUUCUGGUACUGGCAUUUCCAGACCCUCAUCUUCACACUCAUGAUUUCCAUGAGGCUGCUGGGCUGUAUGUUUUUCUACCUGCAGUACAGAAACCCAGACCUUCUUGUGGACACCUUGCCCAGGUUGAUGAGCAGAAACACUUUGAAGAGGCUGCAGGACAUCUUACGCCCCUUCCUUACUCUAGAGGUUGAAGAAGUUCUACCACACUAG